AUGUUAAUGGAUAACUCUGCACAAACUCGAGCGCACUGUGUGUUUCUACUUGCCCUGCUGUCGAAGAGUGUGUGCGGUGACUGGCGGUCGUCGGUUUACCGCUGGGCCCUGCAAAGUAACAGUGAAUCUGAGCGGGCCAGUGCUGUCAGAGGCUUCCCCCUUCUGCUGCACAAUCUAGGAGUCAAAUCCUAUAGCCUCAUCCACGAGGUCCUUCUGAACAGACUCCAGGACAGCUCAACAGAAGUCAAAAUCGAGCUGGCCGGUAUUACAGGGCAGUUGGCUUGCUGUUUGUCUGAGAGCUCACAACUGCAGUUCCCUCAGGAUAUGAUGCCAUCCCAUGAGUUGCUCUGUGUUGGUCUCAGCAUUUCAGACUCCCACCCCAGCCAGACUUCCUCCAUCGGAGCCUCCAUCAUUCCUUCUUUCCUUCUGCUGCUCAAAUCUGUGGAGGACAAGAAGGUCAAGCAAGCUUUUAUCAGGAAUAUACGGCACUUGUUCAAACAUGUGGAUCUGGGUAACAGUGACCCUGACACAAAAUCUCUGGUUAGCGCAUUAGUCAACCUCAUUGAAGACCCUGACCAGGACGUCCGCAUAAAAUUUGGCCUAAAUAUCAAGAAUCUUCUAGAGUUUUGGAAUGGAAAUGGCUUCCUAAAAGAGCUUCUUGUGUCCAGACUAAAAGAAGCUUACACAAAUGCAAAGACCUCCAGAAACAAUGAACUCAAAAACACACUCAUACUAACCACUGGAGAAAUUGGGAGAGCUGCUGAAGGGAACCUGGUGUCUUUUGCUCUGCUUCGUCUUCUGCACUGCUUGCUGUCCAAGUCUAAUCCUGUGUCGGUAGCAGCCUACACCGAGAUCCAGGCUUUGGCCACCUGUAGACACCUCAAACUGCAGUCCUUCUUCAACCAGUACAGGAACCCAAUUUGCCAGUUCUUGGUGGAGUCUUUGCAUUCACGUCAUGUGACGGCUCUGCGCUGCACGCCAGAUCAGAGCAGCGAGGCUCUGCAGGAGGAGGCGGCCCAUCAGAGAGAGCUGGCACUGGACAUCCUGUCUCAUGUGGCACAUGUCUUUGAUUUCCCUGACCUUAAUCGUUUUCUCAAUCGGACUCUACAGGUCCUUCUUCCCUUUUUGGCAGCCAAGGCCAGUCCUACAGCUUCUGCCCUGAUCCGCACUAUUGCCAAGCAACUGAAUGUCAACCGCAGAGAAAUGCUCAUCAAUAACUUCAAAUAUAUAUUCUCCCAUCUUGUGUGUUCCUGUACCAAGGAGGAGCUGGAGAGAGCCUUUCACUACCUUAAGAAUGAAACAGAAAUUGAAUUGGGCAGUCUGCUGAGACAGGACUUCCAGGGUCUUCAUAAUGAGCUGCUCUUGCGUCUAGGAGAACAUUACCAGCAGGUCUUUAAUGGACUUGCUAUUCUAGCUUCUUUUGCCUCCAGUGACGACCCCUACCAGGGCCCAAGAGAAAUCACCACCCCAGGACGCAUGGCAGAUUAUCUGCAGCCCAAGCUCCUGGGCAUUCUGGCUUUUUUCAACAUGCAGCUGCUGAGCUCUAGUGCUGGAGAGAAGGAGAAAAAGAAAAUGGCUCUGAACAGUUUAAUGGCCCUUAUGAAGCUAAUGGGUCCAAAGCACAUCAGCUCAGUCCGAGUGAAGAUGAUGACCACACUCCAUUUUUAUACUGAACUGCUGUCAUUAUUUGAAUGUCGGGAGGGCAGGACUGACUCACCAGGUCGCCGUCUAUGGAGAAGAUUCCCAGAGCAAGUUCAGGAAAUCCUGGAGCCGCAUCUCAAUACCAGGUAUAAGAGCUCUCAGAAGGUGGUGAACUGGUCUAAGUUGAAAAAGCCUGUAUAUCUUACCAGCCGUGGAAGCAAAUUCUCUGACUGGUCUGCAACAUGGGCAGCAUAUCUCAUCAGUAAAGUUAGACAUGAGCUUGCUGGAAAAGUGUUCAACUGCUGUAGUUUCAUCAUAAAGCAUGAUUACAAAGUGACCAUCUACCUGCUGCCCCACAUUUUGGUCUAUGUGCUGAUUGGAUGCACUCAGGAGGAGCAGCGAGAGGUGAAUGAAGAGAUGAUGGCAGUUCUGAAGGAGGGUGACCCGCGGUUAGUGCGACUGCAGGAGAACGCCUCCAGUCUGAGUCAGCUCAGCACGCAAACCGUCUUCUCCAUGCUGGACCACCUCACUCAGUGGUCCCGCCACAAGCUGCAGAGUCUGAGUACUAACAAGAGGCCAGGCAAGCAUGCCAGAGAGCAGCCGCAGGCACAGGCCACAGGCCCAGAGAACAGUGAAUAUCAAAGUGUUGUAGCCUUCCUUAACCGUAUUCCUCAGGAUGUGCUGGCCAAGGCAUCCUUCCGCUCCAGAGCCUACACGCGUGCUGUCAUGCACUUUGAGUCUUUUAUCCGUGAAAAGAAGCAGAACAUUCAGGACCAUCUUUCAUUCCUCCAGACUAUGUAUGCGGCCAUGCAUGAGCCAGAUGGCGUGAGGGGAGUGAAUGAUCUGAGAAAAGAGGAGCCGUCAUUGAGAGAGCAGAUCCUGGAGCAUGAGAGCAUUGGACUACUGCGUGAAUCCACUGCCUGCUACGACAGAGCCAUCCAGCUCGAGCCAGACCAGAUUGUCCAUUAUCAUGGUGUUAUGAACUCUAUGUUGGGUCUUGGUCAACUCUCUACAGUAAUAACUCAGGUCAAUGGAGUUCUGGCAAGCAGGCCACGAUGGAAAUCCGAUCUGAAUGCGUACCGGGUCGAGGCAGCAUGGAAGCUGUCAAAAUGGGACUUAGUUGAGGACUAUAUUGCCUCUGAUUGUAAGUCCAGCACAUGGGGUGUCAGACUUGGCCAAAUGUUGCUGGCUGGCAAGAAGCAAGAUUCCGAGGCAUUCUAUGAAAAGCUUAAAGUAGCUAGGAAAGAACAAGUCGUCCCUUUAUCAGCAGCCAGUUUUGAGUGUGGCACCUAUCAGAGAGGAUAUGAGUACAUAGUCAGGCUGCACAUGCUGUGUGAGUUGGAGCAUGCCUUCACUGAGCUGCAGAAGGAAAGCAGAGAUGCUGGAGGAUCCAAGAAGCCUGAGCCCAAACUCAACUGGGAUGCCCGCCUACUCAUGACCCAAAACUCGUUCAGAGCCAAGGAACCCGUCCUGGCCCUGCGGAGAGCUCUUCUCAGUCUCAGCAAGGGUUCUUCAUGUGAGGAGCAGGUUGGUGAGUGCUGGCUGCAGAGCGCUCGUGUGGCCAGAAGAGCUGGCCAUCACCAAACAGCCUUCAAUGCCCUGCUCAAUGCUGAGAACUCUCUCUCUGAGCUCUUCAUCGAGAAAGCCAAAUGGCUCUGGUCUAAGGGUGAUGUGCAUCAGGCUCUGAUAGUCCUGCAGAAAGGUGUGCAGCAGUGUUUUCCUGAUGAACAGCCACUCACCGACCCAAAGAGAAUCCAGAUAAAAGGGAACGCCAUGCUGCUGGUGGGCAGAUACAUGGAGGAGACGGCCAACUUUGAGAGCAAUGCUAUUAUGAAAACCUAUAAGGAUGUCACACAUCUGUUACCAGAAUGGGAGGAUGGUAACUUUUACCUGGCCAAAUACUAUGACAAAGUGAUGCCCAUGGUCACUGACAACAAACUGGAAAGACAAGGCAACCUCAUCCGUUAUAUCGUCACUUAUUUUGGAAAAGCCCUGCAGUUUGGCAAUCAGUACAUCUAUCAAGCCAUGCCCAGAAUGCUAACCUUAUGGCUGGACUUCGGAGCCAAAGUUUAUGAGUUUGAAAAAGCUGGCCGCUCUGACCGAGCCCAGAUGCGUGCUGAACUCACUAAGAUCAAUUCCGUCAUCAGCGAACACACCAGCAACCUCUCGCCCUAUCAGUUCCUCACAGCCUUUUCACAGCUCAUCUCCCGAAUCUGCCACUCCAACAAUGAAGUCUUUGCUGUGCUGAUGGAGAUUGUGGCCAAAGUUUUCUUAGCUUACCCACAACAAGCUAUGUGGAUGAUGACUGCUGUGUCAAAGUCCUCCUAUCCGACCCGAAUGAACAGAUGUAAGGAGAUCCUGAAGAAGGCCGUCAGUCUAAAUGAGUCAUUUGGGAAAUUUAUCGGAGAUGCCAACAGACUGACUGACAAGCUGGUGGAGCUCGGCAAUAAACCAGUGGAUGGGAACAGCAGCACCCUCAGCAUGAGCGUACACUUCAAAAUGCUGAAGAAACUGGUGGAAGAGCCUACCUUCAGUCAGAUCCUGAUCCCCCUGCAGUCUGUCCUUAUACCCACCCUGCCUUCCACUGGCGGAGCCAACCCCAAACACGAUGCCUUUCCAGGACACUGGGUCUACCUCGGUGGCUUUGAUGACACAGUGGAGAUCUUGGCAUCCUUGCAGAAGCCUAAAAAGAUCUCGCUCAAGGGCUCUGAUGGAAAGUUCUACACCAUGAUGUGCAAACCUAAAGAUGACCUGAGGAAAGAUUGCAGGCUGAUGGAGUUCAACUGUCUGAUUAAUAAGUCUUUGAGGAAAGAUGCGGAGUCUAGACGGAGGGAUUUGCACAUUCGGACAUAUGCAGUCAUCCCUCUAAAUGAAGAGUGCGGCAUAAUAGAGUGGGUCAACAACACGGCGGGUGUACGCCACAUCCUCACAAAGCUGUAUAAAGAGAAAGGGAUCUAUGUCAGUGGGACAGAGCUGCGAAAGCUGAUUUUGCCAAAAACAGCAUCUUUUCAGGAGAAGCUAAAGCUGCACAAAGAUGUGCUGUGUGCCAGACACCCACCAGUUUUUCAUGAGUGGUUCCUACGGACGUUUCCUGAUCCCACCUCUUGGUACAACAGCAGGUCUGCUUACUGUCGCUCUACUGCAGUCAUGUCUAUGGUGGGCUAUAUUCUUGGACUUGGCGAUCGCCAUGGAGAGAACAUUUUGUUUGACUCCCUAACUGGCGAGUGUGUCCAUGUGGAUUUCAACUGCCUCUUCAACAAGGGGGAGACAUUUGAUGUUCCUGAGGUGGUUCCCUUCCGGCUCACUCAGAACAUGGUUCAUGCGAUGGGGCCGAUGGGCACAGAGGGCCUGUUCAGACAGGCCUGUGAAGUCACACUCAGACUUAUGAGGGACCAGAGAGAGCCACUCAUGAGUGUUUUAAAAACAUUCCUGCAUGAUCCUUUGGUAGAAUGGAGUAAACCUGUCAAGGGUUCCUCUAAGACACAAGUCAAUGAAUCUGGAGAGAUCCUCAAUGAGAAGGCUAAGACUCAUGUUCUGGACAUAGACCAGCGUCUUCAGGGAGUGAUCAAGAACAGGAAUAAAGUGAUGGGCCUGCCUCUGUCUAUUGAGGGCCAUGCACACUAUCUCAUUCAAGAAGCCACGGAUGAUAACCUCCUGUGCCUUAUGUACCUUGGAUGGGGUCCUUAUCUGUGAUCAACAUUUGCACUUCAGAGUUGGAGAACAUAAUAUUUCUGUUUAGUUC
Messenger RNA from Sinocyclocheilus grahami, 5383 nucleotides. It is a transcript of the gene atr, whose product is annotated as ATR serine/threonine kinase. Gene Ontology annotation, biological process: DNA repair; telomere maintenance; DNA damage checkpoint signaling. The coding region runs from base 1 to 5334 and encodes 1777 amino acids. Gene Ontology annotation, molecular function: protein serine/threonine kinase activity; protein binding. NCBI's taxonomy places the organism in Eukaryota, Metazoa, Chordata, Actinopteri, Cypriniformes, Cyprinidae. Gene Ontology annotation, cellular component: nucleus; chromosome. The record is from RefSeq and is a predicted model, not a curated record. The transcript is spliced from 36 exons.